CAGAAAUGACUGAGAUACAGCUAAAAGAUCCUACAGAGGAUUCUGUGGACACUGUCAAAGCAAAAGCCUGUGGCACCAAGCAAAAAUUAAAAGAACAACAUCCGGCAGCAAAGAUGCAAAAUGAGCAAUAUUUUGAGAAGAUACCAAAGGCAGAGCAACAGACUCGAAAGAAUGCAAGAGAGGCUUCAGAACAGACCACAAAAACCAAAAUAUGUGCUGGCAAAGCCAAAUCACCACCAGCAAAAGCCCGUGGUGUCAAGCCAAAAGUAGAAGUACAAUCUGCUGUGCAGGAUACAAAGGUUUCACCAGGAAAAUCUCAGGACUUAAAAAGGAAAGACAUGACCGAAGAAAAAGCUUCAACAGAUUAUAUCCUUAAGGAAACUCUGAAAAAAAUGAAAAUUAAGAUGAUUGACAAAGCAAACGCAGCAGAAGUCAUAAAUGCGAUAAUACAAAAUAUAAUCAAUCAUUUAAAACAAAAUACAUUAAGCUUCAAUGACGUACAAGAACCCCUAAAAACAGGAAGCUACUAUGAAAAUCUAAAGAUUUGUAAUCCUGAUGAAUUUGACGUCAUGCUGCCCAUCUUGGUUGAUCGGGUUCAACUUGAACCAUUUGGAAAUGAUGGCGCAUUUUACAGUGUGGAAUUAAAACGUGGCCAGAAGAAUCUGGAAAAAUUUCUAGAAAAUGGCAUUUUAUCUGCUACCAAGAUGCUCAAUGAGUUCAGGGAAGAAGUGAAGAAAUGUGUCAAGAAUUUUACUGAAUGGAAGGUGGACAAGAAGAAAAAAGGCUGUCCAGCAGUGACCCUGACCACACAUAUACAAUCAGUCCCAAUUUCGCUGGAUGUUGUUCUCUGCCUUAUGGUUAAAUCAAGCUGGCCGCCUUUCACAACCGAAGGCCUUAAAAUAGAGUGCUGGCUCGGGCGUAAAGUUAAGCAGGAUUACAAGCGAGAGCCAUAUUAUCUGGUCCCAAAAUAUGAGGGCAAGGGUACAGUGGAAAAUGAUGGGGUCCUUAAUAAAGAUGUUUGGAGAGUUUCAUUCUCUCACAUUGAGAAGGCCAUCCUGAAAAAUCACGGAUCAAUGAAGACUUGCUGUGAAAAAAGUGGAGAAAACUGCUGCAGAAAGUCCUGUCUGAAACUCCUAAAGCACCUGCUACAUCUGCUGAAGGAAAGGAACUCUUCAUUUGACAAGUUUUGCUCUUAUCAUGCCAAAACUACACUCUUACAUGCCUGUUGCUUGCGAACUGAUGACAGCAACUGGAGAGCCUCAGACCUGAGCGAUUGUUUCCAGCUGCUCCUGCAGGACUUUGAAGGUUACUUGGAAAAUGGUGAACUAUGCAACUUUUUCAUUCCAAGUCAGAACCUGUUCUCUGGUAUUAGAGUGUGCAAAGGUCUGUCCGUCGCUAUCAGGGAGGAACGUUGGAAAGGCUUUCCUAUUUUUAGGGAACAACUUAAAAAUGGAAAUUAAGUAAUGCACAUCUGGACUUGUGGUUUUUGUAAGUCCUAUAGUGUCUUGAUGCAUGCGCAAUCAAAUGCUGCAUCCAGAUGAACAGAAUCAACUUUUUGGGAAGUCCCAUUGUGUUUACAAUGCCUCAAAUAAGCACAGGCAAUCCAGCAACUAUGCAAAUACAAUUUGUUUUAGCAAUUUCAUUGCUUUAGUUUUCGUUAUCUUAUUUCCCCUUAUAUCUGUACAGUUGAAACUUUAACUUACAACUUUGA
This is a messenger RNA of Pelmatolapia mariae (spotted tilapia), 1711 nucleotides long. RefSeq names its product cyclic GMP-AMP synthase a (gene cgasa). Gene Ontology annotation, molecular function: double-stranded DNA binding; chromatin binding; 2',3'-cyclic GMP-AMP synthase activity. Bases 6 to 1460 code for a protein of 484 amino acids. Gene Ontology annotation, cellular component: cytosol; nucleus; site of double-strand break. The record is from RefSeq and is a predicted model, not a curated record. Lineage: Eukaryota; Metazoa; Chordata; Actinopteri; Cichliformes; Cichlidae. Gene Ontology annotation, biological process: DNA damage response; paracrine signaling; positive regulation of type I interferon production. The transcript is spliced from 5 exons.